AUGGGGAUUCGCAGCCGUUACAAAAAAUGGAAAGGCGGAAAGUCUCCACACCAGGAGAACGUGGAGGUGAACGCGGAGGUGCACGGUGAGGUGAACGGUAAAUCGACGGUGGACCCAGCCAAAACACCUGCAAUCUCCAAAACAGCUACCUCCACCUCUUCCAGUGUCAAUUCCCAAUCACAAAACCUUAGAUCUCGCCAAUCUACCGAAAUCCCAAGGUCUACCUCAGAUUCCCUGCCAACCACCGCCGAUGCCUCUGUCAAGCCCUCAGCCACAGAGGGGACUGAGGUGGACGAAGACAUAUGCAACCCCUCGCAGAAAGACUCUGAGGACCUCUGGCAAAUGAGCUUUGAUGAACUUUCUCAGGAGGAGCAAGGGCAGCUUCAAGCCUUCUUGAUGUCAGCCCAAGUAAAUUCUAAUGGUCAGACCCAGAAUAUGAGCUUCAAAGGUACGGAUUUUGAAGAUCUCAUUGUUGUUACCCGGAAGAAGCAGGACGGAUUAUCAGACAAAAUCUGGAAGUUCGAUUUUUAUGGACGCAAAAUUGUCCCAAGAGACUAUACGGCAAGGGUCAUUACUUGCCUUACCACUGUCGGUGACGUCGGUGUCCAACUCAUGCCCCAGCCGGCGAGUAUUAUCUGGCCUCUGGUGAAAGGCUUGAUGCAGGUCACAGUCAACGCAGAUGAAGAGACUGCCGCUAUACUCAUGACGGCAGAUAUCCUUGUUCGGACUAUUCGCUGUGGAAAGACAUACGAAAGCAUCUUCCGCGAAAAGAUCAAAGAUCAGCACACAAAUCUUUGGGCUGACUUCCAAUCCGCUUUGUUGAAGUUAUAUGUUGCAUCAUUAAGACUCCUGGUUUAUGCCCUCCGGCAAUGCGAUAAACGGACAGGCCGUCGGCUAGUCAAUGCCCUUCUGAACCCCUCAGAAGCAAAAGAUCAGGUCUCAGAUUUAGAGAGUUGUCGUUCCCAUCUUCGUGAAGUUAUUCUGGAUUGUCGAAGCAAGAUUGAGGACGAUGUGGAUGCCACCGUUAUGGAAUUUUUGGAAAAGUUCUCCAUGUUCAAUUCGGUCAUCGAGCAACGUUUUGAUGAACUUUUUGAGCGGUUAGAUAAGCAGGAAGUGAUGGAAAUCCUCAACUGGAUCUCGCAGUAUAGGGAACUCGAUCGACAUCAUCUAAAGGCGGACGCUCGGACGCCCGAAACGUGCGGGUGGAUUCUAGAAAGCUCGGCUUUCAAAAAGUGGGAGCAAAGCAUAUCACCGGCAGUCGUUUGGCUGCAAGGUCUCCCUGGUACUGGAAAAAGCUUUCUCACGUCUAGGGUUAUAGACCAUCUCCGUGCGAAUUUACAUCCAGGUGAGGGGCUAGCCUUCUACUACUGUCAACGGAGCGGACAAACCUUCGAAGACCCAAGUGAUGUGAUUCGAGCACUUUUUCGCCAGUUGGCAACUCCGGCCCACGAGUUUCAAGAGGAUGAAAUGCGCAAGGAUGUCCGAGACCUCUUCGCUCAAUCGAAGAGAAUGACCCAUCCGUCAAUUUCGACCUGCAAGCAGCAAAUUAUCAAGUCUGUCAGUCAAUACAGCCAAACCACGAUUGUUCUGGAUGCCCUUGACGAAUGUGCCGAGCCCAGAAAUGAGCUAUUUGACCUCAUUGAUUCUCUUGUUUCUCAAUCAGACUAUCCAGUUCGGGUAUUUAUCUCUGCUCGUCCAGAGUCUGACAUCGAGGAACAUUUCCAUAAUGAACCCAUCAUCAAAACCGGGGUUCCUGAAGUGAAAGAAGACAUAAAAAGCUUUAUCGAGAAGAAGAUUGGCGAGCUCCGUUGGAACUCUAAUACAGUGAGGUUCCGAGAAGAGGCCGUUGAAGCUCUGGUAGAGAAGAGUGACGGGAUGUUUUUGUGGGCUUCCCUGCAGAUUGAACAAUUACGUAACUUGCAAUUAGGCAAGGCUAUCCUUCGUCGCAUCAAGCGAAUGCCUCAAGGCCUCACCCAAACCUACAAGGAGAUCUAUGAACAGAUAUCCGCGGAUGAAGAUCAGAAAACAGUCGUGGAUCGUGCCUUUAUAUGGGUGAUGUGUUCGUACGGACCGAUGAGAAGCGAACAGCUCCUAGCCGCCAUUCGUCAUGAUGAAAAUCAUAACGAGCUGGAAGAAGUGGUUGAUACAAACACGUUGUUGAGCCUCUGUAAGAACUUGCUUGUUUUGGAUCAGCCCUCGAACCGAUUCAGAUUCUGUCAUGCUUCCGUUUCAGAGUAUAUCGAAAAUGAACUGUGGAAUUCGCAAAGAGCCCACUGCUAUGCUGCCAAGUCGUGCCUGCGCUUCCUAAUGCUUGCAUAUGGAGAACCGGCACUUAGCACAGUCUCUAAAUCCAGCCACGAUGACGUUAUGAUCACAACCCAAGAGGACCCGCAAAUGUAUGAUGAUUCGGUCAUUCUUUCAAGAGAGUAUCCGUUCCACUUCUAUUCCCGACACCACUGGAUGCGCCAUAUUCAGCGCCAAGAGUAUAUGGCACAAGAGUCCGAAGGAUUUGACUAUCUUUUGAAUACUCUGCUCAGAGCGUUCUUGAAAUCUCCAUCAAGAAGUGGAACUGUCUAUCAGGCAUGGUAUCGGGACGUUUCAGACGACGUGCGGCUUACACGAGAUACGGCUAUCUUCACCGACUACUCUACGCUUCAAGACAUUUCGCCGCCAACUCUUCCUAUUCUUGCAGUCUGUCGCUAUUCGUUCAAUACCAUACUCAAAGAUUGGUGGGAUGGAAACGAUAUGUUCCCUACAUACCUGAACAAACAAAACGAAAGUCCUCUUAUUGUUGCUGCCAGGGCUGGUUGCAUUUCAAUUUGCGAAAAACUUCUAAAUCGCAAAGCUUCCGUUGACCAUUCUGGUAAUCGGGGUAGUGCCCUUUCCACUGCAGCACUCGACGGGAAACUUGAUUUAGCCCGAUUUUUGAUAGAAAAAGGGGCUACUGUUGAUAUGACUCUUCAAGGAGAGUUUGGAAGCGCUCUCGCCGCCGCUGCAUCCACGGGAAACUUUGACAUGGUCAGACUUCUGAUAGAAAAUGGGGCAACUAUUAAUAUGCCCCUUCAAGGAAAUUACGGAAGUGCCCUUGCUACUGCGGUAUCCUUUAGUGAUAUUCCCAUGAUUGAAUUUUUAAUCGAAAACCAGGCCACCAUUGAUAUGGAACUUCAAGGAGACUGCAGGAGCGCACUUUCACUUGCGGUAUCUACUGGUAGACUUGACAUGGUUAAAUCUUUACUACGAAAAGGGGCCAACAUUAAUAUGGAACUUCAAGGACGCUUCAGAAGCGCCAUCGCCACUGCGGCAUUCUUUGGCGAUCUUGACAUGAUCGAGCUUCUCGUACAAGAAGGGGCUAUCAUUGAUAUGCCGAUGGAAAGAAACUUCCAAGGAACCUUUGGAAGUGCCCUCGCUGCUGCAGCACAGCAUGGCCAGCUCAAAGCGGCUGAAUAUCUCAUUGACAAAGGUGCCAAUGUUGAUCUCGAGAUUCCGGGAGUAUACGAAAGCGCCUUGACUGCUGCGGCUUGCGGUGGUAGACGUUCUAUGAUCGAACUCCUGAUAAAUAAAGGGGCUACUGUUGAUAUGGAAUUCCAAGGGUCUUACAGAAGCGCGCUCACCGUUGUGGCAUUCACUGGGAACGUUGGUGGAGUUGAAUCUCUGAUAGAGAACGGGGCUACUGUUGAUUUAGCGCUUGAAGGAAAAUACGGAAGCGCCCUCGCCGCUGCGGCAGUCUACAGUAACAUUCGUGUGAUCGACCUCCUGAUUACAAAAGGGGCCAAAGUCAAUAUGGCGCUUCAUGGAUCAUACGGAAGCGCUCUUGCUGUUGCGGCAUACAAGCACCGCGUUCCAGCGGCCGUAUUUCUGAUAGAAAAUGGAGCCACUGUUAAUGCGGCGCUUCAAGGACCCUACGGAAGCGCGCUCGCUGCUGCUGCAUGUGGUAGUAGCGUUAAAAUGGCUGAAUGUUUGAUACAAAAUGGGGCAAUUGUUGAUAUGCUUCUUCUGACCGGACAUUUCGGAAGUGCGCUUGCGGCAGCAGCCGCAGCAGGAUGGGUGGAGGUUGUCAAGUAUCUCAUUGAAAAAUGCGGAGCCGACGUGAAUUUGCCUUUGGUUGCUGGAAGUUAUGGGACUGCUUUGAACGCAGCUUCACAUUGGGGACAGACAGAAUGUGUGAAAAUAUUGCUCGGUGCUGAGGCUACUGUGAACCCUUCGAAAGACCACUCUGGGUUUAGUAACGCCCUCGAAGCGGCUCAAGCCGAGACUUGCGAAAGCUGUCAACAUUUUAAUAAUAUGACAAACAAGAGACGAGGAAUGCGACGAGAUGCGGCACAAAUAGCUGCUGACAAGCAUGCGGUAACAAAGCUUUUGCUGGAAUAUGAGAGCGUGUCAACGGGAGUUUGCUAG
Molecule: messenger RNA, 4395 nt
Organism: Penicillium vulpinum
Lineage: Eukaryota; Fungi; Ascomycota; Eurotiomycetes; Eurotiales; Aspergillaceae
Product: ankyrin repeat domain-containing protein
Exons: 4
Coding region: 1-4395 (1464 amino acids)
Molecular function (GO): protein binding
Source: RefSeq, a predicted model, not a curated record